Molecule: messenger RNA, 476 nt
Organism: Drosophila sechellia
Lineage: Eukaryota; Metazoa; Arthropoda; Insecta; Diptera; Drosophilidae
Gene: Ilp5
Product: Insulin-like peptide 5
Exons: 2
Coding region: 19-345 (108 amino acids)
Cellular component (GO): extracellular region
Molecular function (GO): hormone activity
Source: RefSeq, a predicted model, not a curated record
AGCAGUUCCAGCAAGGCAAUGAUGUUCCGCUCCGUGAUCCCAGUGCUCCUGUUCCUGUUCCCGCUCCUGCUAUCCGCCCAGGCCGCAAACUCGCUGCGGGCUUGUGGCCCAGCAUUGAUGGACAUGCUGAGGGUGGCCUGCCCCAACGGAUUCAAUUCGAUGUUCGCCAAACGAGGCACCUUGGGCCUAUUCGAUUAUGAGGACCACUUGGCGGAUCUGGAUAGCUCCGAAUCUCACCACAUGAACUCACUGUCGAGCAUUCGGCGCGAUUUUCGCGGCGUUGUCGACUCCUGUUGCCGCAAAUCGUGUUCCUUGUCCACGUUGAGGACAUACUGCGACUCCUAAAAAUGCUGCGAUACCUGUGCCAUCAGUUCACAUACAUAAUUAUAUGCGACAUGUUACGUAAAAGUAUUAAGUAUAAACUAUAUGCACGGCUUUGAGACAUAAAAGUAAAAUAAACAAGCGCAAUUCGAAAU